Meloidogyne enterolobii is the source of this 1170-nucleotide messenger RNA. Lineage: Eukaryota; Metazoa; Nematoda; Chromadorea; Rhabditida; Meloidogynidae. The record is from the annotation of a GenBank genome assembly.
AUGAAACAAUUUGAUGAUGCCCUUUCAAUUACUGUUGCUGUAAUGAUUGUAGUUACUGUUGGUUUUGUACAGGAAUAUAGAUCUGAGAAAACUUUGGAGAAACUGAAUAGGCUUGUGCCUCCAACUGCACAUUGUAUUCGUGAUGGAAAAAGUGUUACUUUUUAUGCAAAAGAGCUUGUUCCAGGUGAUCUUGUUUUGCUUAAUACGGGUGAUAGAGUGCCUGCAGAUUCAAUUCAACUUCAAAUUGACGAAUCUUCCUUUACUGGGGAAAAUGAAGCGAGAUAUAAACAUUCAAAUUUAAUUUCAGCAAAUUCAAGAACUCCCCAUGUAAAUGGAAUUAUAGUUAAUGGACAUUGUAAUAUUGAAUGUGAUGGGGGGAUUGAACAUUUGGACAAUAUUGCUUUUAUGGGGACUUUGGUUUGCUCUGGAAGAGGAAAGAAAUUUGGUGAAGUUUUUCAAUUAAUGCAAUCUGAGGAAUCUCCAAAAACCCCACUUCAAAACAGUAUGGAUCAAUUAGGAAAACAAUUGUCUUUUUAUUCUUUGGGGGUUAUUGGCCUAAUUUUCUUUAUUGGAUUAAUUCAAGGAAGGCCAGCAAUGGAUAUGUUUACAAUUGGUGUUAGUCUUGCUGUUGCUGCAAUUCCUGAAGGUCUUCCAAUUGUUGUAGCAGUUACUUUAGCUAUUGGUGUUAUGAGGAUGGGAAAUCGAAAUGCUGUAGUUAAAAAAUUGUCAGCAGUGGAAACCCUUGGAUGUGUAACUGUUAUUUGUUCUGACAAAACAGGAACUCUUACAAAAAAUAUGAUGACUGCUUGUGUUGUUAUUGCAGCAGAUGAUUGUCAUGCAGAGGUAACCGGUACUGGUUAUGACCCUUCUGAUGGGGAUUGUCGUCUUCAAAACGGCGAAUUAGUUUCUGGAAGUGAACGUCACCCUUCUAUAGCUUGUGUCAUUGAAAUUGGCUGUGUAUGUAAUAAUGCACAAUUGGCAAAUGGGACAGUUAUUGGGCAACCAACAGAAGGAGCUUUAAUGGUUUUGGCGAUGAAAACAAAUAUGGAUACUUUGUGUAAUAAUAUUCGACGUCUUCAUGAAAUACCUUUCACUUCUGAUAGUAAAUGGAUGGCUGUUCAAGUAGAACAAUUAAAUAAGGUUUGUCAGAAUUUUUGUUUCUUUAAUUAA